Molecule: messenger RNA, 5069 nt
Organism: Gambusia affinis (western mosquitofish)
Lineage: Eukaryota; Metazoa; Chordata; Actinopteri; Cyprinodontiformes; Poeciliidae
Gene: atp2a2b
Product: ATPase sarcoplasmic/endoplasmic reticulum Ca2+ transporting 2b
Exons: 23
Coding region: 594-3722 (1042 amino acids)
Biological process (GO): calcium ion transmembrane transport; intracellular calcium ion homeostasis
Cellular component (GO): membrane
Molecular function (GO): ATP binding; P-type calcium transporter activity; ATP hydrolysis activity
Source: RefSeq, a predicted model, not a curated record
GAACAGCAAUCUCAUCGUGGACAGAGAAAGUAGGACGUCCGGUUUGUUCAACCAAUGAGCAGAUUCCACAUGCGGACACUGAACUCCGCAUUCGACGAAGAAACGCGAUUGGUGCCGAUCACAACCCUGGUGAUUCCACAACACAGUCUGGUAGCGGGCGAGAGCAGCCAAGCCGCAACUCAAACACGUUUAAAUUAUCCAUUUAGAAAGACUGUUUUAGGAUUUACCGACUUUAAAAGGAGCGGGCGAGAGAGAAAGUCUUCAACUGGUCUGGUGCUGAUAUAAAUUCUUGCUAAACGGUAUCACCAAAGAGCUAGCGGAACACAGCCGGCGAAUUCAAGCUGAGGCAACGUAGCUUUAGCUUGUUAGCUUCUGGUUAGCAAAGCGAACCGCUAAUUCGUUCGCUCUCGGCGUACACCUGCGUCCCACGCUGUCCUAUGUACAACUACCUGGCAGCUUUCGCUCCUCGCUCUGGACUUUAGCUCGUUUUUCUUUUAAACGCGUGUGGGAACACCGGGUGGAGGAACAGGACCGAACCCGGAUAAAGGUUAGGAGCAGAGGGAACAAGCUGUGUCCUCGAGUGGCCGUUCACCAUGGACAACGCACACACGAAGACGGUGGAGGAAGUUUUGAGCUUUUUCAACGUAAAUGAGAGCACAGGUCUGAGUUUAGAGGAGGUAAAGAAACAACGGGAGCGAUUUGGACCUAACGAAUUGCCAGCAGAGGAGGGCAAAUCUCUUUGGGAGCUGGUGAUUGAACAGUUUGAAGAUCUGCUUGUGAGGAUCCUUUUACUUGCUGCCUGUAUAUCCUUUGUUCUGGCCUGGUUUGAAGAGGGAGAAGAAACCGUCACAGCCUUUGUGGAGCCUUUUGUUAUCUUGCUUAUUCUCAUAGCAAACGCCAUCGUAGGAGUCUGGCAGGAGCGAAAUGCAGAGAAUGCCAUCGAAGCUUUGAAGGAAUAUGAGCCAGAGAUGGGGAAGGUGUAUCGCCAGGACAAGAAAAGCGUUCAGAGAAUCAAAGCCAGGGACAUUGUGCCUGGCGACAUCGUAGAAGUUGCUGUUGGUGAUAAAGUGCCUGCAGACAUCAGGCUGACUUCUAUAAAGUCAACCACCCUGAGGGUAGAUCAGUCAAUUCUAACAGGAGAGUCUGUAUCGGUGAUCAAGCACACAGAUCCAGUUCCAGAUCCACGAGCCGUCAACCAGGACAAAAAAAACAUGCUUUUUUCUGGCACUAAUAUCGCAGCAGGUAAGGCUGUAGGCGUGGUGGUGGCCACAGCCGGCAACACAGAGAUCGGCAAAAUCCGAGAUGAGAUGGCGUCCACAGAGCAGGAGCGCACGCCCCUGCAGCAGAAGCUGGAUGAGUUUGGGCAGCAACUAUCAAAGGUCAUCUCAUUGAUCUGCAUUGCUGUUUGGCUCAUCAAUAUCGGACAUUUUAAUGACCCGGUCCAUGGAGGCUCUUGGAUCCGAGGUGCAGUCUAUUAUUUCAAGAUUGCGGUGGCUCUGGCAGUCGCUGCUAUUCCUGAGGGUCUGCCUGCUGUCAUCACUACCUGUCUGGCUUUGGGAACGCGCCGCAUGGCCAAGAAGAAUGCUAUUGUCCGCAGUUUGCCCUCCGUGGAGACCCUUGGCUGUACAUCUGUCAUCUGCUCUGACAAAACUGGGACGCUGACCACCAAUCAGAUGUCUGUCUGCCGGAUGUUUAUUAUUGAUAAAACCGAGGGGGAUCACUGUCCGUUAAAGGAAUUCACUGUUACGGGCUCCACAUAUGCCCCAGAUGGAGAAGUCUUUCAUAAUGGUAAACCAGUAAAAUGCUCCCAGUAUGAUGCCUUGGUUGAGCUGGCCACUAUCUGUGCUCUCUGUAAUGACUCAUCACUGGAUUAUAAUGAGACCAAAGGUGUUUAUGAGAAGGUAGGAGAAGCCACAGAAACAGCGCUGACGUGUCUGGUGGAGAAAAUGAAUGUGUUUGAUACAGACAUUAAAAACCUGUCCAAGGUUGAGCGAGCCAAUGCCUGCAACUCUGUGAUAAAGCAGCUCAUGAAGAAAGAAUUGACUUUGGAAUUUUCCAGAGACAGGAAGUCUAUGUCCGUAUACUGCACUCCAAAUAAAGCGCGGUCCUCUGUUGGCAAGAUGUUUGUAAAGGGUGCCCCAGAGGGAGUUAUCGACAGAUGCACACACAUCCGUGUUGGCAGCAACAAGGUGCCGAUGACCCCUGGCAUCAAAGAGAAGAUCAUGUCUGUGAUCAGAGAGUAUGGGACCGGAAGAGACACUCUUCGCUGUCUGGCUCUGGCGACGCGAGAUAACCCUGUAAACAAAGAGAAGCUUGUGUUGGAAGACUCUUCUCGCUUUGUGGAAUAUGAGACUGAUCUGACAUUUGUGGGCUGCGUCGGCAUGCUGGAUCCACCCAGAGCGGAGGUGGCCGCUUCCAUCAGGCUUUGCCGUGUUGCGGGCAUCAGAGUAAUCAUGAUCACCGGAGACAACAAGGGUACAGCAGUAGCCAUCUGCAGACGUAUUGGCAUCUUUGGGGAGGACGACGAUGUUUCCAGCAUGGCUUUCACUGGCAGAGAGUUUGAUGACCUCUCACCUGCCGCACAGAGAGAUGCUGUGGUCAAGGCUCGUUGCUUUGCUCGCGUUGAGCCAGCACACAAAUCCAAGAUUGUCGAGUAUCUGCAGUCCUACGAUGAGAUCACAGCUAUGACCGGUGACGGCGUGAACGAUGCCCCUGCCCUGAAGAAGGCUGAGAUUGGCAUUGCCAUGGGCUCCGGAACAGCUGUGGCCAAAACGGCAUCGGAGAUGGUGCUGGCCGAUGAUAACUUUUCCACCAUAGUAGCUGCAGUCGAGGAAGGCAGAGCCAUUUAUAACAACAUGAAGCAGUUCAUCAGAUACCUCAUCUCCUCCAAUGUUGGUGAAGUUGUCUGCAUCUUCCUGACUGCAGCUCUGGGUUUCCCCGAGGCGCUCAUCCCCGUUCAGCUCCUCUGGGUCAACCUGGUGACUGAUGGGUUGCCUGCCACUGCCUUAGGAUUCAACCCCCCUGACUUGGACAUCAUGAGCAAACCUCCACGAAAUGCUCGGGAGCCCCUCAUCUCCGGAUGGCUUUUCUUUAGAUAUCUUGCCAUUGGAUGUUAUGUUGGAGCUGCUACUGUUGGCGCUGCUGCUUGGUGGUUUGUUGCUGCUGAGGAUGGACCAAGGAUCACCUUUUACCAGCUGAGCCAUUUCCUGCAAUGUGGCCCCGAGAACCCCGACUACCAGGGUCUGGACUGUAAGGUUUUUGAGUCCCCUUACCCCAUGACCAUGGCCCUGUCGGUGUUGGUUACUAUAGAGAUGUGCAAUGCCCUCAACAGUGUGUCAGAGAAUCAGUCGCUGCUGCGGAUGCCUCCCUGGGAGAACGUUUGGCUGCUGGGUGCCAUCUGCCUCUCCAUGUCUCUUCACUUCCUCAUCCUCUAUGUGGAGCCGCUUCCAAUCAUCUUCCAGAUCACCCCUCUUAACCUCACCCAGUGGCUAAUGGUGCUGAAGAUCUCGCUGCCCGUCAUCUUGCUUGAUGAGCUGUUGAAGUUCGCUGCCAGGAACUACCUGGAGCGCAACAGAGAGCUGGAGAAGCUCCCCAGCUCCAAAGGCUGCUGCCUGUUUGCAUGUAUGGAGGGCAUCUCCUGGCCCUUUGUGGCCAUUUCCCUCCCUCUGGUCCUCUGGAUCUACAGCUCUGACACUAACCUGGCUGACAUGUUCAUGUCCUGACUGACUUGAGCACAACCUCAACUUUUUCCAUUCCCACCCUCCCUCAGUCCCCAACUCCUCCCCUCACCCACUGCCAUCACCUCCUCCUUUCCUUCUCUCUCUGCCUUCCUAAUUGUUCAUAGCUAGCUAGCUAUUGUGUGUAUGCGUGUGCGUUUGUAGAGUUAGUUGUGUGUGCGCGUGUGAACUUGUGUGCACGAGAAGGACCAACUGUAACUCAUGAAACGCAACAAAUAAUAUAAAAAAAGUUAAAAUUUAAGUCGCCUGUUUGAGGUGGGUCAGGACUUAUGAAUGGCUUAAGCUUUGAAGUGACUCCCAUAGGGUUGGACUUUGUUGCUGGUUUAAGAGUAAAUAUAGUGUUUUUUUUUUUUUCUUCUUCAUUUUCAUUGUCAAUUUUGCCUUUAAGGUAUCUUUUAAAUGUUAGGAUUAUCUGCAUUCUGCCCUACGUCACUACUGUUAGAGAAUUUUGUUUAGGUUCCCCUUCUCCUGAACACAUUAAAAAGUAAAGAUAUCAAAUCAGUUGAUCUGUACAGAGAUUGAACACUAUUUUAUGCAAUUUUUUUUAAAUGGCUUUGUAAAUUGUUUAACCAGCGUGGCUUAGAAAAACCGCCUUGAUUUACUUUCUGUUAACCAUUGUGUCUUCAGUAUAAAUUCAAAACUCUCUGAGAGGACAAGCUCCAUUUGGCAGACAAGAAACAAGGGAAAGGUUUGGGAUGCUCGGCUUAAACAAAAAGGAAAAAUAAAAUCCUGAGAAACAAAAAAAGCUGCAUGCCGUGUGACCAAGCAUGAAUUCUAUGUGGUUUCUCAUUUCAAAUUUAAAUGUGUACACCCACCCCACCUUGUUAAAACGUGAAUAGCUUUGUGGAUUUUUUAUUAUUAUUUUUUUUUUUUACAAUAUUGAUUAAAAAUGAAGUCGGUUUUUCUGCACAGGGCAGAGCACAGCUACCUCAGAUUGAUGAAAAAUGCAUUUUUUAAAAUUGUUUUGCUCAUCUCGAGAUGCUUUCCUUCAACACGCUCAAAGAUAACCUCUGAGGUGUGCCUCCUACUUGUUUGUGCAGAGAACGAAGAACAUCUUCCUUCCCCUUUAAUUUUUUUUUUUAAGGAUGUGUCUUGUUUGUAUUGAUUGUGACAUUCUUUAAGUUAAUUUGUUGUGGAGACAGAGGUGGGUGGGGAUGCUUUAUGUUGUCUUAACAUUUCCAUAGUGUUUGAUUCAAAGGACAUCAAAAAAUAUGAUCCUACAUUACUAAUACACGUUGUCCAAAUGAACAUUGAUUGCAGAUCAAAACCCUAAAUGUUAUAUUUUUUUUUUCUAUAAAAAAGAAAAAAUACACUCACAAUGAACCCUUUGAA